AUGACCUCGGUCACAGCUGCGGAAGUCUCUCCCCGUCGUCGAGUUUUUCUUGAGGACCAUCUGUGGAGGAUCUGGUUCCGUCGUAAUAAUAGCUACCUCCGGAACAGGGUCACGUCAGCCCGAGUAACCAAAGAUGCCUUACAUGGUGUGUCCUUAGAAGAUGCCCUUUCGAUAUGUGGGUUCGGAAGGUACCAGCGAUUCAUCGCUUUAGUCGGCGGCCUCUGCUGGCUGUCAUGUGCCCUCCAGAACUCCUUAAGCGCCUACAUCCUACCAUCAAUCAAGUGUGAGAUGCACGUAUCCAGCUCCAUGCUUGGUCUUUUCAACGCUGUGUUUCUCGCAGUCUGGGAUUCCAGCCAUCCACCCAGGGACCCCUGUAAUCUGGAGGCUCCAUCUCCAGCUAUACUCCAAUCAGCCCCGCUCUUCAACGACUGGUUUUAUGAUAAGAUGUUUAAUUUCCGAUCCUUCGGCGGACUUCCUGGCAUCGGAAGGCGACCAGUCCUGAUCUACGGGAUGGCCAUCGACUCCUGCCUCACCAUCAUAUCAUCCUUCUCGCAGAACUUCUACCUCCUGUUGGUGGCACGCUUCCUCAGUGGGUUCAUAGUCGGUGGCCCAGCAGCAAUAAUUCCAGCAUUUGUUGGUGAAUUCCAACCUGGCAGUAAAAGACAGCAAGUAAUAUGUUACCUUGGUUUCUUCUGGACAGUUUCAUGGGUGAUACUUCCAGGUGUAGCAUGGCUUAUCAUACCCAUGAAUAUACACCUCCAUUGGGGUGGAUAUAGCUACUCCUCUUGGCGGUUCAUAAUACUUCUUGUGAGUGUACCUUCCCUCAUCUCAUCAGUACUUAUCCAUCGUUACCCUGAAAGCCCGCGAUUCCUACUGGCUCAAGGAAGGGCUCCUGAGACUCUUGAUAUCCUUUCAAGCAUUUGGGAAGUUAAUACUGGAAAAAAAGCUGAUAAUUACCCUGUGAAAUCAUUAGAUUAUGUUACAAAUACUUCUGCGAUUAAAGAAGAACCAAAAUCAAUCUGGCGACCCCUGAAAAUGAUGCUCACCCAAUGGCAGUCACUUCUUGCUAUGCCAGUUCUUCCAAUAACUUUACUCGGCUGCUUCUUAUUUUUCUCAAACAUGUUCGGAUACUAUGGACUUGGUCUCUGGCUACCUGAAUUAGUAAACAGAUUCGAGGCCCACUAUGCAGUCAGUAAUAAAACUGUUACGUUAUGUGAUUUGACUUCAAAAGUUGACAAUUCUGAAGAAAGCAAUGAAGAAUGUGUGAUCCCAUCAACAGUUUUCAUGCAGUCUCUCGUAAUAGGAUCAAUGGGUCUUGUUGGAAAUGGAUUAUCAGGCCUUUUGUCUUCAAAGUUUCCAAGACCAGUCAUGCCAGUGAUAUUAAUGGCUGCAGCAGGAGUUUCAGUAUUAACUCUGUACUUAGUACAAAGCUCUUUCCAAAAUCUCUUGGUUUCAACAAUAUUUCAAUUCUGCAUAGGAACCUGCAAUAUGGUGUACAAUGCUCUAGUAGUUGAUAUGUUCCCAGCAGAUAUUAGUGGUAUAGCUAUCUGCAUGUGUGUUAUGUCAGGAAGACUUGGAGCUAUGGUUUCAAAUUUAGUUCUAGGUCACCUCCUAGAUGUCAGCUGUUUUGUACCAAUUCUCUUAUGUGCAGCUAUUAUAUUACUUGGAGCUGUCUUCAGUGCCUUCAUUCCUAAAGUUCCAUACUGCGAACAAAUCAAAGAACAAGAGAAGUCUGUGAUAAAAGCUUAAAUUUUUGUCAGUGAUAUUGUUCAGUUUCAGUAUUGUUGAAAUCUUACUAGGCAUUUGCAAAUAGAGGCUGUAAAUAAGAAUACAAGUAUUUGUAAAUAGUUAUCUUAAUUGACCAGAGACAGAGAAUUUUUCUCACAUUUUUUAUGUGAAUUGAUUAAAUUAUAUUAGAUGUGGUUAAAUCGUUUUGGAAAUGUUUUAAACAACUAUUAAUAGAAUAAACACUCAUUAAAAAAACAAGGAAACAAAUAAGAUGAAAAGUACUGUCUAACAGAAAAAUAUUAUUUUAUUUUUCUAUUUAACAAUUCAAUUUUUCUUAUAGAAUGAAUUGCAUUGUUUGUUUGUUUUUUAAUUUACUAAAUAUUACACAACAAUGAUCAUUAGAUAUUAAUAGUCUGAAUAUAAUUUCAUAAUAAAAUAAGUUUAAAAAAUAUUGUCGUUGAUUAAAAUAUUUUUUUUAAUAAUCAAAGAUACUUACGCUUCAGGAAUAGAAGCUGUCUAUUGAAUACAAUUGGUGCAUAUUGAAUGCCGAAGUGGUGCUAUUAUUUGCAGUAGCUAAUACAAACUAAUGAAGCAUAACUUCAGAUACACAAACACAAUCUAGAAUUUUGAAUAAAAUAUUUAAUUUUCAAAGAAAAUGAAUAAUUUUAUAAAGUAA
Molecule: messenger RNA, 2404 nt
Organism: Nezara viridula (southern green stink bug)
Lineage: Eukaryota; Metazoa; Arthropoda; Insecta; Hemiptera; Pentatomidae
Source: the annotation of a GenBank genome assembly